Messenger RNA from Peromyscus maniculatus bairdii (prairie deer mouse), 2508 nucleotides. It is a transcript of the gene Tex47, whose product is annotated as testis expressed 47. NCBI's taxonomy places the organism in Eukaryota, Metazoa, Chordata, Mammalia, Rodentia, Cricetidae. The record is from RefSeq and is a predicted model, not a curated record.
CCCCAGCUAGGACAGUUGAGGGAUUGGGGCACUGGCAGUUGGAAGCAUGACAGAGGUCAAGCCCAGGGAACUCAAAGACAAGUACAUGUACAUGAAAUAAUAAAACAAGAGUUCAUCACCAGGAAGACUUAUAGUCAUCUAGAAGAAAAAAUAAGAUUCAUCAUGUCUUUAAAUGUCCAUAAUCGGAGGACCAGCAAAAAGCAUUUUCAGGUCGAUCCUCUUCUGAUGCCCAAAGUUCCUCGAACCAAUUACUUGCACCUUCAGGAAGAGAAACACAGACUACAGCUAAAGAAAUUCCUCCUUCACAGGAUGUUUCUUGUGGGCUACGUACAAGCCAACUUAGAGAAAAAAGAGAUUACUGAAUAUUAUGAGAAAUUGUUCCAGUCAAUUCUGAAGAAUCACUUAGGAGAAGCAGUUACAGGAUUAUUGCUCGUAUACUCAAGAACUUUUAUGCACAUCCUUGAGACCUCCAACGGCACACUUUUCCGAAUUCUUCUAGAUUAUGUUGCCCAUGAGAAGGAAGACAAAGAAUAUAUGAUACAAAAUGUGAAAAUUAUAGUUGCUUCUCAUAACAUCCCCACGAGGCUGUUCAUGCAGUGGCAUGUUUCUGUCAUCAAAGUCCCCGUUUUGUAUCUAGAGGAUGUGACACAAUCACAGUCUCUAGCAGAGGUCACCACAGAUUUUCUUUCCAUGACUCACAAACUGGCACUCCACCUUUUCAAGACCGUGAAAGUGGGCACGAAAGGACCAGGUGACAACUUGCACCAAGUUGCCCCUGACCUCCUCCUCCCAGAACAAACUAUUGAGUACUUAUGCAAAGCUGAAGAAUUCAUGGAUCCAGCAACAUUCUUAAACAUGUAUAACAGACCCAUACACAUUACCCUGGAUUCUGAGAUUGUGUGGCCAGCUCCUUCCCGUUUUUAGGAUGAGGAGAGAUAGUGUGUGUAUAUCUCAUUAAGAUUUUUGUACAACUUUAAAAACAAAUAUUUAAAGUUACUCUUUCAAAAGAAAAGGAGCAUAACAUUUAAAUAAGCACACAGAAUGUUAAAACAUCUAAAGCUAAACAUCAGAAUAUAUUUGCUUACUCUGAUCCAAAGUUGAAUAAUUUUUUUCAGGUAAUUGGGUUUAAUAAAUUUGAGUUUCAUCAUUUUCAUGGGAUAACUUUUUUUUUCUUUUAAGAAAAGUAUAAUUGAAAGGGAUUUAACACCAUUUAGGCAUUUAGGUUCUCAUGCAUUCUCUCAACAAUUAGCAAAAGGUCUUUAUCAUGUGGUAGAAGAAAGAUGUUCUUCUUAAGAAACUUGUAACUUAAAGUGACAAGCAACCAUAAUAUAUAUAAGUAAUAUAUAAUAAGAUAUGCUAUAAUGCAAAUAGAAUAGUAGGAAGAGGUAGAACGAACUUGGAGAACAUAAGUGAAUAAAUCAUUAAUGCACAAUCUACGCAUCAGAGAAAAUAAAACAUAACCUCUGAAAAUAAUCCUAAAGUACCCAUAUCCUGGCCUAUAUAAUCAGUAAUACUGAAGCUAUUAUAUAUCUGAAAGACACAAGAAUUUUUGAAACAACUAGAAAACACUAUCAAAUUUCAAUAUAAUCUUAUGCAACAUUGAUUAAUUGAGCACUCCUCUGUAUGACAGACAUUUUUCAGUUUCCAGAGAUGCAGCAAUGUUCACACAAGGCUCUUGCCCACUUAAAAAACUUAUUGAUUACAUAUAAGCAAUAUUAUAGGAUGUGAAUAAUCCUCGUUGUUGUGUCAGAUGGCAUCUUAUUGACAGGAUGAAUAUAUUUGAAAAAAAAAAGUAUUUUCUAAAGUUAGAUAGUGACCGUAAGUGCAGUGUAUGGUUAAAAAUUAAACAUCAAAUUAAUUUUAAACAUUUAAAUUAAACAUAAAAUUGUAACACAUAAUAUUACACAAAAAUGUCUAAUACUUACAUCCAAUCUAACAUGCUCCUCUUACAGUGUGACCUUCAGAUUCCUCCUAUUUUAUAUGACAGGCAUUAUGUUUAAAAUCAGACAGCCUUUGUGUCUUCUUUAACCAAUAGAGUACGACAGGAACAAUGCUGUGCAACCUCCAAGGCUAAGUCAAGAUUCCAAGAGUCUUGCUUUGCUCACUUGAACCUGAGCUCUCAGAAUCCAGGCACUAUGCUAUGAAUACUUAAAGCAGCUUCCAGAUGACAUCUUCAGCAAGGGCCCAGAUGACAGCCACAAUCAAGUACCAGAUGCUGAGUAAGACUUGAUGGUUCCUGAUUAUCUGUUUCCAUAACUGCAAGAAAGACCGGUUGACACUGUAUGGAAUAGAGAUGGACUCUUCCUAGGAAUCCUGCCCAAAUUACAGACGUGAGAUGAUUGUGCAGUUGUCUGGAACUGUAACAUAUAUGUAUGUAAAUGAUUUUCAUCAGUUACCAGUCAUUCAUUUAUGUACAUUACUAAAUGUCUACAAGUAAGCACUUACUAGGCACCCAAUCAUUAUUGUUGGAUGGAUACCUCAACAGUGAUAAAAUGUGUCUCCACCAUA